This is a messenger RNA of Cyprinodon variegatus (sheepshead minnow), 1451 nucleotides long. It is a transcript of the gene thap3, whose product is annotated as THAP domain containing, apoptosis associated protein 3. The transcript is spliced from 4 exons. The record is from RefSeq and is a predicted model, not a curated record. NCBI's taxonomy places the organism in Eukaryota, Metazoa, Chordata, Actinopteri, Cyprinodontiformes, Cyprinodontidae. Bases 194 to 838 code for a protein of 214 amino acids.
UCUUGAGUCAGACCAAGCUAUCGGAUUUAUUUUUACACUCAGAAUCUGGUGAAUCCUCAGCCGAUGUCCUUAUAAAUUGGCUGCCUGAAAACGUGAUUUGAUGAGACCAGUUAAUUGAUAUAAAUUGGUUUCUAACUUAGUACAUAAUUUCGAUUUGUAUUGACAGAAAUCUUCCCCGGAACUGCCUCUCAGGAUGCCCGACUUUUGUUCCGCAUACGGCUGCGCAAAUAAGAGGAGAAUGCAAACCAAAGCCCGUGGAAUCACCUUUCAUAAGUUUCCCAAAGACGGUAAGCUAAGAAAACGGUGGGAACGGGCUGUGCGGAGGGAAGAUUUUGCUGCAACAAAUAGAUCGAUGCUCUGCAGCGAGCACUUCAAGCCAGAGGACUUCGACCGGACAGGGCAGACUGUCCGGCUUAGACCCAAUGUCAUACCAUCUGUGUUCAAUUUCCCGACUUCUCUUCAAAAACAAAAAGGAAAGAGAACCAAACCCACUACAAAGAAAGCAGAGGAGAGUCUUCCUUUGGACUUGACUAAGCCUCGUAAUAAAGAUGAACCUCAGAAAAAUCUUGACCACAACUAUGCAUUGCCGACUUCCCCCUCUGCUCUGAAGGCAAAGCUUAGUGAGGCCUUGGCAAGAGUGGAAAGCCUCGAACGGGAGAAGCGCAACGCUAACAUCCGAGAGCUGAGGGCUAAGAAAAAUGUGGAUUCAGUUCUGGAGGAUCUGAGGGAGAAGACUCUAAUCAAUGAAAAUCUGCAAGAAAACCUUGAAUAUUACUCAGCUAUGUUGUUAAUACUAUUUGGAAGUAUUGUAUACAUUCAUAGUAAAAUUAUGAGUUAAGCCUGUUGGUGGUUAUGUGAAAAAAACUUCCCAAUAGGUUAAUGCCGAAUCAAUUUCAGAUUUCCCAGUACACUCAGAUGCUGUGUAAAGGAGUAACAGCACAUUUAAUGCAUUUUUGGUUAGUGUUUGAUAUGUUUUGGAUUAUUGACGGUCCAGCAGUGAAAGAUGGCUCACCACUUCACCGAUCAGAGUGGUUUUUAUUUUUUUUUUUAUAUCAUGAAAAUCCUCUUUGUGUUAUGAGUUUAUUUGAUCUUCUGUUCUGAAUUUAUGCAUCGAUUUCGUAAGAUGCUUUUUUUUCCUCUGGGUUGAUUUGUUCACAACCUGCUUGUAGGGCUGAGCGAUGCAUCGAUAUAAAAAAUAAAUCGAUAGAUUUUGAAGUGAGACACGAAUAUCGAUCAAAUCCCAUAUAUCGAUAUACGCAUUUCGAUUUUUGUUUUGCUUUAUAUGUAAACGCUGCUCUUGCUAGGAUUUGUUAUAUUUAUUUAAUUUUUAGUCUUACUUGUUUACAUCUGUGGAUUUGUUGUACAUUAUAUGCUGACAUUCUACUGUCCUUGGAAUCCCAGAUAAUCACUCAAUCGGCCAUUUUAAAUAAAACUACUUGUGAAAUUAUAUU